Molecule: messenger RNA, 2783 nt
Organism: Pungitius pungitius (ninespine stickleback)
Lineage: Eukaryota; Metazoa; Chordata; Actinopteri; Perciformes; Gasterosteidae
Gene: wdr95
Product: WD40 repeat domain 95
Exons: 26
Coding region: 1-2757 (918 amino acids)
Molecular function (GO): protein binding
Source: RefSeq, a predicted model, not a curated record
AUGGGGCCACCUGCUCUGCUCAGGUGUAAUGUUAGAGUGAGUGUCAGCAUUCUCUUUGAAGUGGGGAGGACAGAUAAUAGAGCGACGGGACCAGGUUUUUGGGGUGGGAAAGUCCAGGAUAACAUCUCAGCACCAAGACAGGAGAGUCUCAGGGAGGACGGACCAGAGCAGCCUGAAUGGCUGGUUCGAGAGCUUUUGAGAGUGAAUGUCCGAAGGCACUCUGUCACACUGGGAGAAGACGAUGAAAUCAUACGACGACAACACCACAGAAUUUGCUCAACUCGCAGACUCUGCAGCCUCAAGGGUCAGUUCUGCUCGCACAUGCUGCAGAAAUACAAGGAGAAGCAGGAAACUGCAAGGCGCAGCAAACAGGUGGCGUUCACCCUGCCGGCCACCGUGAAGUCGCUGUGCCAUGGCAUCGCCGUCGUCAACAUCCACUCCGCCCACGAUGGCACCAUGGUAUCAGUGGGAGAGGACGGGGUUCUAUGCCACUGGAGCCCUGAACUUAAACCACUCAGGACCAAAAACAUCUUUAAUGAAGGACCUGCAAACAGGAAGUCAAAGUGGGCAAGCGAUUUUACUCUGAUGACUGAGUUAAACAAGCUGAUGAUUGGAACAGGGGACAGAGAGAUCCAACUAUAUGAGCUUUCCACCCUGGAGCCUUAUUGCCAGAUCAAUGCACUCGACGCGGUGCCUUUGACAGUAGACUAUGGAAAUACUGGCCCUGAUAAAUGUUGUAUCCUGUACGGAGAUACAGAAGGAUGUGUGAAUAUCAUUUUAAUAUCCUCUGUUGGCGAUACCCUCAGAUUAUGGAAUAAAUUACCAAAGAUUGAAAAUAUGCCCAACAUAGCGGCUGACAAUGCCGUGCUAUCUCCCAAUGUGACAUUUGUCAGAUGGAAGGUUCAUCACGACUGGGUGACAAAGGCAAAAUAUUUUCCAAGUUUUCAAGCUGUUGUCUCCUCAUCAAAUGAUGAAUCCUCCUCCCUCGUUAUAGAUGCUGAGCAGCAGUUGAGUGAGAUCACAGAGGUCUGCUAUGAAGGUAAGACCAAGAAGGUCCAACUGAGCUGGACUCCACAGCUCCGGGCAUCAUGCGACCAGACCGUUUUCCCCGUCUACAAAGGUGUCAAGACCUUUGAUUUGUGUCGGACACACAGCUUACUGGUCACUGGAGGCAUGGACAGACUCAUACGCAUGUGGAACCCACAUUUCUCUGGGAGACCAACCGGGGUUUUGAAAGGCCAUUCUGCUCCCGUCGUCUACCUCCACAUCUUGUCAGAGGACAGUCAGAUCUUGUCUGUCUCCACAGACAACACAGUUAAAAUCUGGGAUAUUCAAGACCAGCAUUGCCUGUUUACAGCAGAACUCAAAGCCAGCGGGAUUCAUGGCGACAUGUCUGCAUGCUCGUACUCCUCUGCUCUGAAAUGCUUCUACGUUGCAGCAGACUGUAUGGCUGUGCUCUCCCUGAAGAUACGGCCACGGCUUCACAGCCGGCUGACUGUUUCACAUGAUGAGACUGUAAUGUGCUGCGGCUACAGCGAGGAGUUUCGUCAGGUUGUCAGCUGCGCUGGGAGAUCUGUGGUGAAAGUCUGGGAUUUUGACACUGGGCGUCAAGUUUUUGAGUUUGGUAGCACAAAUGAUCUGUCUGCCACCACAUGCAUGACCUUUGACCCCAACGGGAGGAGACUCAUCACAGGUGGGAGAGAUGGUGGUUUGAGGAUCUGGAACUUCAACAAUGGUCAGUGUCUAAAGACACUUAGGAAGCAGGGUAAAUCUCACGAAGUGUAUGACUGCAUCUUUCUGCAAGUUAACAGGAAUUUCUAUGUGACGUCUGUCGGCCGGGCUCGGAAGAUAGACAUUUACCCGGACAAACCCGAGGACCUUCAUCACAUCCAGAGACCACAGCCCACAUGGCAAGAUGAUCUGAGAAAUGGCCAUAGGGAGGACAUCCUGUGUGUGGUGCAGUGUCCCCCAUCCCUCCUAGCCACCAGCAGCUAUGAUGGAGAGAUCAUAGUGUGGGACGUGGUUACUGGACGUGUACAAUGUCGGUUUGUCAGCCCUCUUCUCGCUGAAAACCGAAAUGUUGGAGAGCUGGAUUUAAGUGUUCCAAGCAUCAUCUUCAUGAAGCACUCAAAGUUACACCAGUUUUUUUCGGCAACAGCUCUGCUGUCUUCCGGAGCCUUGGGUUGUGUAAAUCUAUGGGACGUGCUCAGUGGAGGAAAAUGUGUGGGCAGCUUCAAAGCUUCUAGAUUCCAACAAAAGAUUACAAAAAUGGCUAAAACCGACAAGGACACGUUGCUGUAUGCCGCAGAUCGAACUGGUUAUCUGUAUGUAUACGACAUAGAGAAGUUUGCCCCUGAGCAAAAAUCACUUCAAGCUGAAAACCUCUGGCGUGCCCACACCGGCAGAAUCACUGGGCUGCAGAUUGUUGACAAUGAUCAAGUGGUGCUUACCUCAUCCUCUGACUACACUGUUCGCCUUUGGAGUGCACACGGAGAAUUCAUAGGGACCUUUGGGCAGUCCGAAAGCUGGGGCGUCCACAUCUCCUCUUCUUGGAAACAUCCUGCUGUGCCCUACGAGGUGCUGAUUGAUCCUCUGAGUACGCCUGAUCUCGAAAGUCUAACUGUGGACACACGUCUUUCUGAUGCCAUCAAUCCUGACAAGACUAGGGCGCAUGGCGGUGAAGCAAAGUCAGAGACACACAGGAAGCUGAAACUUUCCCCAACAUCCGUCAGGGACACAAAGAUUGGGGAAGAUUAAAAGGCACAUUUCACCCAGAGGAACAC